This is a messenger RNA of Abrus precatorius (Indian licorice), 677 nucleotides long. RefSeq names its product classical arabinogalactan protein 1-like. The record is from RefSeq and is a predicted model, not a curated record. Lineage: Eukaryota; Viridiplantae; Streptophyta; Magnoliopsida; Fabales; Fabaceae. Bases 85 to 495 code for a protein of 136 amino acids. The transcript has a single exon.
GUCACCUUCUCAAUCUUUCAGUUAUUCUCUGUUUAAACGCUAUCUCUCUCUAAAAUCUCUGUUUCCACUCACUCUCUUUUCAGAAUGGCUAGCUCCACCGUCGUGUUGAUGCUAGUCGCCGCAUUGUUUGUGAGCUCCACCGUCGCUCAAUCACCGGCGUCUUCACCGGCUUUGUCUCCAAAGAGGACGCCCGUGGCCUCUCCGCCGAAGUCUCCGUCGCCUGCCGUUUCUCCUUCCGCUGAGUCACCUGCAGCCUCUCCUCCUGCUCCGGUGGUGAGCGGUCCCUCUCCUUCACCGGCCACCGUCAACUCUCCUCCGUCUCCUCCUUUGUCUCCCAGCAUUUCGCCGGCCGGAGUUCCUUCCAUUACUCCCUCGUCGAUUUCCACUCCACCAUCUGAAGCACCAUCUCCUGUCCAAAACGGUGUGGCUUUGAACAGAUUCACCGUCGCCGGAUCUGCAGCCGUCGUUGUCUUCGCUGCGGCUUUGCUUAUGUAGAGAGAGUUUCGUUGAUUUUAUUUUUCUUUUUUUCCUUUUUUCUUAUUGUAUCACGUAUUUACUCGGAUCGUGAACUCUUGUACUUCAUUUUUGGUUGCUCUGAUUUGCUGUGUGAGGAUUAUUCUUUCCAUUAUUUUGUGUAUUCUAUUUAUUAUCAUUAUUAUUAUGAAUGAGAUACAUUU